Messenger RNA from Diprion similis, 836 nucleotides. RefSeq names its product protein GRIP-like. The record is from RefSeq and is a predicted model, not a curated record. The coding region runs from base 150 to 836 and encodes 228 amino acids. The transcript has 4 exons. Lineage: Eukaryota; Metazoa; Arthropoda; Insecta; Hymenoptera; Diprionidae.
UGUGCGGCAAAUUAUCGCAUGUCUGCAGAGAUAUCGUCUAUGUGUUUAUUGGUGAUCAGUUUUUUAGAGAAAAUACGCCAUUACAUUUUUUAUUAACUUACCGGGAAUUAUGAAGAGACCGAAACGUCGGGUUCAUCAGCUUUUCUAACAUGAAGAUACUGCCGAUGGUGUUGAUAUGGAUGCUCGUCUUCGGUCAUUCCGAAGGGAGAAGAUGGCGGCGGUUGAAACGUACGGAGCAAUUUGGAGUUGACGCUGCAAGGAAGACGAACAAGGUGACGAACAUCGCUCAGAAGGCUGCACAAGAAGCGAAGGCAGCUUCCGACGCUCAGAACAUAGCCGGAGCACAAGCUGCUCAUCAAGUCAAAUCUCAGCUCGCUGAAAAGGCCGUAGAAGCUGCUAAGGCUGCCGAAGCUGCAUUGGCUGGUAAAGAAGCGAUCGUCGAUCAGCUCCAGGAGGAAUUUAAGGAGGCCGAAGCCGUCGUUCAGGAGGAAAGUUCGUCCCUCGAACAUACUCAGUCCAAUGUUAAUUCCGCUCUCAGAGCUGCUCAGGAAGUUCAACAAGAAUUAAAAACGUUGCGACAGGCGGUUCAAACGGCGAAUGCAAAUUUGGGAAACGCGGAGGCGGCAGCUCAGGGUGCGCAGCAGGAAUUAAGUGAAAAGCAGCAGCUGGUAGAGGCGGCUAGACACAGAGUGGAUGAGCUAGGAAAGCAGCUGCAGUCGGCGAAGGUGGAUUUGACUAACACGAAGCAAGCUGCUUAUAGAGCCAGCGCAGCCGCCCAUUCGGCGAAGCUUAAUGCGAACAGGAACAAACGAGGACAGGUUGGGAUUCUGGGGUGA